GCGCGCCCGCCCGCGCUGGCGCCGACCGGUCGCGCGCCAUCCCCCUCCCCGGCCUCUCUCCUGACUCCUAACGUGUCCGCCUCACCCCCCACCCGUCCGUCUCCCACCUCCUCGCCCUCCCUGAUGAUCUUUUCUCCUCCCCACGCCCCUCGCAUUAUAUCGCCGUGGUAGCUAGCUAGAAGCCAGCCGAGAACCUACCGGUGGUGCUGCUCCACUGCGUACGGAUCGAUCAUAUCGGGUUCUUGGUCAAGUGGGCUGCUGCUCGUGCAGUCGUGCUCGAUCGAGAUCGGCUGCAUGGUGUCCUCCGGUGACGACGUCGUCGAAGUCAGGGGCGGAGACAGGGGGCGAGCAGGGGCCCUAUGGUUCCCAAAUUUAUAUUGAACAUUUAAAUUUUAAUUAAUUUUUUAUAUAAAUUAGUAUGGUUGGCCUCCCCAAUAAUAAAAAAAAAUUCUUGACUCCGCCCCUGGUCGAAGUGGUACCGGAUCAGACAGUGGAGGUGGAGCAGUGGCCGGCCGGGGCACGCAACGGCGGUGCAAGCGGUUUGCUAGCGGCGGCGACCACGACGGUGGAAGGGAGCAUGACGACGGCGGCGACACGGCGCCCGACGACGCCGAUCACAACGAGGCGGUGGCGCCGCCCGAGCGCGAGCAGGCGGAGGCGGCCGCGGAGGUGCCGGCGUCAGAGGAGGAGCCAGCUGAGCCACAGCAGGAGACGCCGGUGGCGGAGGAGGAGGAGGUGGAGGUGGAGCUCGAGGCGGCGGCGGCGGCGGCCGCGGGAGAUCAGGAGAUGAGCAUGCGGGAGAGGCUGAAGCGGCACAGGCGGGAGAUGGCCGGGAGGGUGUGGGUACCCGAGAUGUGGCGGCAGGAGAAGCUGCUUAAGGACUGGGUGGACUGCGCCGUCUUCGACCGCCCGCUAGUGCCGACCGGCCUGCUCACGGCGCGCCGGGCGCUCAUCGCCGAGUGCUGCACGCGCCGCUCGGACCGGACGUCGCCGGCCUCCUCCGCCGGUUCCAGCCCGCUGCGGGUGCCCAACGGCUGCUCCAGCUGAUCGAGUGAUCCUUCUCUCUACCUUCCAUUAGCUAGCUAGCCCGGAUCAAUAAGCUUCUCUUCUCUUUUUACUAGCUCAAUAAGAGAUCCUUCUUGUUUCUUGAGUUGUGAGACGGUCUAGUCUCUCGUGUUUAAUUUCUGAAUUCUGAUCAUCACCAUGUAAAUUACAAACAAACUUGAUUAGCUUACCGCUAAUAACUAUCUGUUUAGAGUGAUCGAUGAACGAAAUGCAUACUUCUGUUUGUUGCU
Messenger RNA from Panicum virgatum (switchgrass), 1295 nucleotides. RefSeq names its product protein BIC1-like. Bases 787 to 1047 code for a protein of 86 amino acids. The transcript has a single exon. Gene Ontology annotation, biological process: blue light signaling pathway. Lineage: Eukaryota; Viridiplantae; Streptophyta; Magnoliopsida; Poales; Poaceae. The record is from RefSeq and is a predicted model, not a curated record.